AUGCCUACCUACGCCGACCUCUGGAAUGAGCAGCAACGCGUUUUGGGACAGUUGGGUCCUUCGAAUCCCGUGCGCCUCACGAUCAGCAAGGGGGAGUAUGUCCAUGACCCUCAAACAGGCCGUUUCCGAUACGACGAGCAUUGGGAGGAGGAACAUCUGAUGGAGGAUGAGGAAUGUGCUAAUGGUCAUCACCUGACCGCUUCUCCGGCUCAUGAUGGCGGAGGAAACAGUCGCGAGUCAUCACCUUUAUCAAUGGCUGCGCUUCAACCAAUCGCUUUGCAGGGUUGUCCUCUCAUCUCAGCGCAGCAGCCCUCAUUGUGGGUUCUCGACACAAAUACACUCAUGUCGUGCCUCGAACUGCUCAAAGCCCUCUUUGCUUCACUCUUAACACGCAACGUAGCCUUUGCAGCGGCGACAAAGCAGCAAUAUGCUUCCUCGUCGGCUCUUCCGACGACGCCAUCUUCCAUCAAGCUGGUGCUACCUUAUAUCGUGGUUUCCGAACUAGACGGCCUCAAGGUCACUAGCCGCAAGGAUGAUUCGGGUCGACCGGUCGCAUCAAAGGCACGAGAAGCGAAUCACUGGCUGCUAUCCGCCCUGCAAAAACAGAAGCGCGUUUCCAUCAACGAAUUAAGCGCGAAUCUCUCCCAAGAUCUUUGGCCUCUCUUUGUCCAACCAUCAACGCACUACAACCACUCAAAACGAUCAAGACGCCAUGGUUCUCAUUCGGAUCUUUUGGAGCCAGACGACGAGAUCAUUCAAUUUUGCGUUGAGCUGAAGAAGCAGACAGCUUCGCACGUCAGAUUCUGUUCUGACGACAUCAAUGCUCGCACCAAGGCAGAAACUGAUGGCGUCGAUUCGUUAGGCAUGCGCGAGCUGGCAAACGCACUUAAACACAGCUUCAAGGAUGUGCAGAGCAGCGAAAAAAGAUGGAUCCUAGUAGCAGAUGCGCUGAUCGAACAGUGGGAGUAUCAGAUUGCACCUGCUGGUCCCUCCACGCAGCAAGACCCUCAACUUGAUCAAGGUAUCGAGGAUGGAAGCGACCAGACGGCGCUUCAACCGUUCGAUCAGCAGUCAUUCAAAAUGAAGCAAGGGUAUGAACUCGAUUUGCACAGCUCCGUACACAAAACGGCCUCUUUCACCAACAAUGAAACCAUGGAAGUCGACAUGGAAACAGAAGCGCAACAGCAACAGCCAAAGAUAGACCCCUUUCCCGUUCCACUCACAUCGCCCAAUUUUUGUCCCUCGCCUAAUCGCAUCCCGCUAUCAACCCAGGGUCGCAGCACAAACGACAGCAUACACAGUCCUAGCAACUUGCGCACAACUGCAAGCGCAAGCUCCGCCCGUUUCUCAAGAGACCUAACUCCUGCAGCUCAGGCAACACCGCAAACUCCCAUAUCACCACCAGGUGAAUCUGAAGCUCUGAAUCCUCAGGUUGAUUGGCAGGAUCUAAUACAACAGUAUCGAAAUGCUUCGCGAACGGCCAGCAAGCAGCGCAAUGGCAAAUGGUAG
Molecule: messenger RNA, 1509 nt
Organism: Mycosarcoma maydis (corn smut)
Lineage: Eukaryota; Fungi; Basidiomycota; Ustilaginomycetes; Ustilaginales
Exons: 1
Coding region: 1-1509 (502 amino acids)
Cellular component (GO): nucleus
Source: RefSeq, a predicted model, not a curated record